UGCGGGUUUCCCAGCAGGACACCCGAUUUCUCUGCUGCCGCUUCCUCUCCACCCGAAGGAAGGGAUUGUCCACCUGCCACACCGCCCCCCCCACCUCCUCCUCCUCCACCACACGGGCACCCCCUGACCUCAAACAGGCUCUCCUUUCCACCCGCCCCAGCCUUUAACAGUGCCGUCAGCGGCGGUGACGUGCCCCCUCCCCUGCCCCCCAAGUCUCCCCACUUGCUGUCCCAGUUCCAUAAGCCAAGCAGUAUUCAGUCACUGCCGCUUCCUCCCACCCCUGGCCUUCCUCAGACCACAGCGGUGGUGGAGACCAGGAAGAAGAGACCAGGCCGAGGCGCAGGAACCGGUGCUGGGAAGCUAGUCGUACCUCCACAGCCACCAGCAAGAUCACCAACAACUGAACUUACGAGCAAGUCUGGAGUCUCAGCCUGGGCUGCAGCUCAUGACCCGUACCCACCACUUAAAAAUGGAAAUAUGCACAUCAUUGAUGACUUUGAAUCUAAAUUUACUUUCCAUUCUGUGGAAGAUUUCCCCCCACCUGAUGAAUUCAAGCCAUUUCAGAAAAUAUAUCCCAGCAAGAUAGCUAGAGAUCCCUCCAAAAAUCCUCCAUUAAGAACACAUGUGAGAUGA
This is a messenger RNA of Balearica regulorum gibbericeps (East African grey crowned-crane), 633 nucleotides long. The record is from RefSeq and is a predicted model, not a curated record. Lineage: Eukaryota; Metazoa; Chordata; Aves; Gruiformes; Gruidae.